GGCACAAUCUCCGUCCACUCCUAACUCCCUAUUUAACCGCGUAGCUUUUCUUGUUCGAUAAGCAUAAACAGAGAUACAAGAGCGAGCGAGAGAGGAGUUUAUUCUUUUGCAGAAAAACACAAACCAAAUUAUCUUGUAGAAAGAAAGCGAGAAAGAAAACUAUGGCGGAAGAAGGACAAGUGAUUAGCUGCCACACUGUUGAAGCCUGGACCGAGCAGCUCCAGAAGGGGAACGACUCCAAAAAGCUGAUAGUCGUUGAUUUUACCGCAUCAUGGUGUGGACCUUGUCGCUUCAUUGCUCCAUUCUUGGCUGAAUUGGCAAGGAAGCUGCCCACUGUCACCUUCAUAAAGGUGGAUGUGGAUGAGUUGAAGUCUGUUGCUCAAGAUUGGGCUGUGGAGGCAAUGCCGACUUUCAUGUUUCUGAAGGAAGGGAAAAUUGUGGAUAAGGUUGUUGGAGCAAAUAAAGAUCUGCUGCAGCAGGGUAUUGCUAAGCACUUGAGUGCUGCUACUGCUACUGCUACUGCCUAACGUGCUGUUCCUUCUCUUAGAGAGGCAUUAGCCUUGGAUGUGCUGCUAGAUAUGCGUCAUCCUCUAAAUUAGACAAUGGGCUUUGGGUUUAUAUUUUGCAAGUUAUAUAUUAUCUCAAAAAAAUGGUUUUAUAUAUAUCUUAUAAACAAGAAGCCUUGUUGUUACUCUUAUUUUGGCCUGUUAUGCUAUCAGAAUUAAGUUUCCUUUUA
This is a messenger RNA of Coffea eugenioides, 736 nucleotides long. Its product is annotated as thioredoxin H-type. The record is from RefSeq and is a predicted model, not a curated record. The transcript has 3 exons. Lineage: Eukaryota; Viridiplantae; Streptophyta; Magnoliopsida; Gentianales; Rubiaceae. The coding region runs from base 162 to 527 and encodes 121 amino acids.